AUGCCCGUUUACAUGCUCUACGGCUUUCGCUGGCCGCGCGCCGGCUUUACCGGCAUCCGCGUAUACAUCGUUCUCCACAACCUGGAAGACGCAACAGCCGAAUACCUCCAACAGCCCCUAACCAGCGAACUGGUCUUGGAAUCGCUCAAGAAGACCGAACCCGGCAUCGUCUCUCGUCUACCCAACCUCCGCUUCAUCGAACAAUACGACCCGGAAGACACAAGCGACGACGCAGUCAGCAAGCCGUAUGCCUACGUCGGUGGGAAAGUCAUCUCCAUCCCCGAGGAUGUCGGCCCUACUCCCGAGACGAGCUGGAAACCAGAGGACAUAUUCAAGGAGGAGCCGUUGGAGAAGGACGCCAUGGAGGCCUUGACGGAGUUUAGGGAUAAGUAUGCGGCUGGGGAGCGUAUUGGCUGGUGGAUUGUGUAUAAUGGCGAUCCGGAGAGGUGGUUCCCUCAUGACGAGGAGGAGGAUGGGGAUAGUUUUGAUGAUGGGUAUGAUGAAGAGGGGAGCUAUGCUGAUGGUGGAGAGUACGAGAGUGAUCAGACGCAGACGCCGCCGGAGACGCCUUCUUCUGCUACGAUGCGAUUCCCCGAACGGUUGACUCGAUUGUUUGCUAGGCGAACGGCUUGA
Aspergillus niger is the source of this 633-nucleotide messenger RNA. RefSeq lists its product as uncharacterized. The record is from RefSeq and is a predicted model, not a curated record. Lineage: Eukaryota; Fungi; Ascomycota; Eurotiomycetes; Eurotiales; Aspergillaceae. Bases 1 to 633 code for a protein of 210 amino acids. The transcript is spliced from 2 exons.